AUAACAAAAAGUAUUAAUAUUUCCAACGAACACUCAAAAAUACAUUCACAGCAUUUAGUCUUUUUAUACUAAGUUUCUCAAUACUUGCAACCAUUUUGUAAAUGGAUAGUGUCGUUCCUUUUGGUGAGACUAAUCUAUUUCUUUCAUUUUGUGUAAGUGAAAGAAUGGAUGAUCCCCAUGAGAUUGUCUCGGCUUUGACAGGUAAUUCUGUUCAUCGUCUUGAAGUGUUGGUUAUAUAAAAAUAUAAAGGGUAUAGUGAUGUAGAUGAGAAGAAAGCACUAUCACCAUUAGCUUGGAUAUGUAGUCUUUCAGUUCACUUUGGCAAGGGUAUCGCAUUAGUUGUACAGGGUACAGUCCGCGAGCCUUUUGCCUUUCUUCGUGGAAUACAGUUUUUAUCCGUAUGAGUAAAACAAGGGCAAAUAGUGCACUUUACAACUGAAUCCACCCUAUUGCCUCACUCUUAUGAUAUUACACAGCUCGCAAAACUACAAAUAUGAUCUCUAAUGAUGGGUGACCCUCAAUAAGAGGGUGUACUAAUCCCAUGUUUCUUAGUGAUGUUAUUCAACAUGCGCUCUAGCGUUUUCCAUAAAAUUGCUAGAUUACCCAAUAUGCAUUUCGAGCAUCCAAUCGUCUACAAUAUGUUUUUCUCAUUUCUGCUCCAAAAUGUUUCACUGUAGUCCGCAAAAAAGUGAAUGGAUUUAAUGACGGGAUAUUUACAACUCCGAUAGCUAUUUUCUUACAGAGCACUCUUUUUUCGCUUUAGUAUGGAUCAUAUCUCCGGGUAAGAAGAGUUAUCAAAGAGGUGGUAUUAACAUAGUGGAGAAGAAUCGCUUGUAUAACUCAAUUUCAUAAAUUUAAGCCAAUUUUCUAUGUAAACGGAUAGUAUUAAUCACUAUUCACUUGGAUGAGCCACGUGUGCAAAGUUAGUAUGUUUUCAAGAUGAUUCUAAAGAUAGUGAAGACUUCAAUAUCUGUCACUGUUGACAAGAUUGCGAUUACGCGCUCUGCGAGGACGAAUAUACCUAGCAGAGUUGCCCACAAGGGUUGUAGUGCAGCCGUACCACCCAACAUCAUUACCGAUAGCUUUGCUGUAUCAUCCAUAACACGAAAGAUUAUUGUGUCUGAUGAUCGCUUACGCCAUAUUUAUGGUAAGAUGAUUAGUACGCUUCUCAAGUAUAUAGGGUCAGUUUUGAAGACGGAUAGCAUGAAUAAUAGGGUGUAUUCUCCGGGUAAUGUACCUGGGUACCACAUGUUGGAUGUGGAAGACAGAAAUGAUCAAGUAGACAGAGCCUGA
Phytomonas sp. Hart1 is the source of this 1293-nucleotide messenger RNA. Lineage: Eukaryota; Euglenozoa; Kinetoplastea; Trypanosomatida; Trypanosomatidae. The record is from the annotation of a GenBank genome assembly.